This is a messenger RNA of Python bivittatus (Burmese python), 5656 nucleotides long. RefSeq names its product adenosine deaminase RNA specific (gene ADAR). Gene Ontology annotation, molecular function: adenosine deaminase activity; double-stranded RNA adenosine deaminase activity; double-stranded RNA binding. Gene Ontology annotation, biological process: adenosine to inosine editing; RNA processing. Gene Ontology annotation, cellular component: nucleolus; cytoplasm. The record is from RefSeq and is a predicted model, not a curated record. Lineage: Eukaryota; Metazoa; Chordata; Lepidosauria; Squamata; Pythonidae.
GCUAAAGAGGGGAAGCAGGUUCUCGGCCCUGAGGGCUGGAGUUCAACUGGCAAAGUUCUCCCUUCCCAUCUCCCCCUGUGCCCCUGCAGCACACUUGCUCUUUGCGUGUGUGUGUGUGCGCGCUUCUCAGUCCCUUCCCUGCCGUUGAGAUAGGGAGUUUCUGUUUCAACCUUUUGUUCUUCCCGUGCCGUUGAUGCAAUGCUCAGAUCUCACCAUGAUGCAAUGAAAAGAGACUCUUCUGCAGCAGCUCCUAGAAGAGCCAACCACAGCCGCUUCUCAUCUAGGAUAAAUGUCUUCACCCCUGCUCCUGUACCCCAUCAACAUGCUAUGAGCAAGCUGCCUGCUUGUGAAACAGGUUCAGACCAGACUCCCCCCGAACACAGCAGACUUGAGGAUUUUCACCAGCAACAAAUCCUCUUCCUGAAAGGACAGCUUCCCGAAGCUCCACUGUGGAAGCCUGAUGUGCAGAGGUCCCAAAGUCCAGGAACAUCCUUUCCACCCCUCCGUGCGAAUUUAUGGUACCACCACAGAGCUACGGCCAGAAGAUCUGCCUGUAACAGUAGCUGGCAGCCACAGAAGCAGCCAUUUCAUCUUACGCCGAGCUACCCUGGAGGUUGUCAGAGGGGUGGAGUUGACAGGCUUGUCUCCAACUUUCAGGGGCUGGCUCUGAGCGCGCAAGGCGUGGAACAAAGGCUUCUGGAGAUCUUGGGAGAUCUGAAACCUGGGGAGACAGAAUCGGCUUGCCGGCUUGCCCGCAAGCUGAACGUCAAAAAGAAAGUGGUCAACCAGUCUCUCUACAAGCUUCAACACCAAGGGCAGUUGCAUAAAUCAGAGACAACUCCGCCAUUGUGGAGGUUAGCAGACCACCACAAGUUCUUGGAAACAAGAAGAGAGGGACGUUCGGCUGGCCAGGAGGACCAGAGGCACCUUUUAGAUUUGGGGGUCAAAGAAGAAGAAAGUUCUGCCUCUGAUCAGGAGGACUGUCUUAGUUCUCCUGACAUGGCUGAAGUCAGGGAGAAGAUCUGUAGCUUCUUGUUCGGGGUGGUGGAUUCCACAGCCCACAACCUGGCCAAAAACAUUGGCUUGACCAAGGCUAGGGAUGUGAACACCACCCUUGUGGCCCUGGAAAAGCUGGGGGAGGUGCACAGAGAGAACGCCAACCCUCCAAAGUGGUCUCUCACGGACAACAAGCGGAAGCGGAUGCAAGUCAAGAUGAAGGCUGAAGAGGUCAGGCAAAUGGUUCCCCCUGCUCCAGGCCCAGACCUCGAGCCCCCGACUCCUUGUGCAGAGCCAGAACCACCUGCUGGUGUGCCCUCUCCUCAUCUUUCUCCUUCUCCUUCUCCUUCUCCUUCUCCUUCUCCUUCUCCUUCUCCUUCUCCUUCUCCACCUCCACUGCUGGAGAGCGAGGGGGAGAAAAUUGAGAACGGGCAGCAGGCUGCCGAGCUGGUGGGACAGAGCGGCGGUUGUCCUCCCUGGACAGGACCCUCUCGCAAGCGGCCCAGGUAUCACUGGUUCUCCCAUUAUGACAAUUUUGAGAACGGCAAGUGGGCAACCGACGACAUCCCGGAGGACUUGAAUGCCAUCAGCAACCAGGACGAGUCGAGAUGUAUUAUGGAGUCCCCUCUGUCCCCCAGCUACACAGCCCAAUUCGAUACCGCCUUCCAGUGCACCCCCUUGGAGAAACUCAUGGCGUGCCAAAAGAAGAACCCCGUGAGUGGUUUGAUCGAGUACACGCAGUAUAUGUACCAGCAUUGCGAGUUUGUCUUGCUGAAGCAGAGCGGGCCGUCCCACGAGCCACGGUUUAAAUUCCAGGCCAUGAUCGAUGCCCGCCGGUUCCCUCCGGCCGAGGCGGGGAGCAAAAAGCUCGCCAAACAGGAAGCUGCGGCCAACGCCAUGAAAAUUCUCCUCCAUGAAGCCGAGCACGAGGGGGAACACGGCAUGGGGCUGGAGAAGUCCCUGUACGAGGACAGCUCCCUCAGGGAAGUGGAGAUGCCUGAAGAAACAGACCCCGAGCCCUCGUCCACCACGCCACAGCCAACCCUCCUCUCUGGGAAGAACCCCAUCAGCGCCUUGAUGGAAUAUGCCCAGAAGUCGGGGAGCAUCUGUGAAUUCAAGCUGCUGUCUCAGGAUGGGCCGCCCCACGACCCCAAGUUUAGAUACUGCGUGAAGGUGGACGAGCGCGUCUUCCCUGCCGUGGUCUCUAACAGCAAGAAGGGAGCAAAGCAGAUGGCUGCUGAGGCCGCCAUGAAGGGCCUGUCUGGGGACACGAGUGGCUCGUCCGAGCAGAUGGAAGCCCAGGGUGAGCAGACUGUGGAGUUACCAGGCGGCCAAGCGGGGAACCUGGAAGAGCCCAAGGCAGUGAGCGCCAAGGGCGUCGGCGAGUUGAUCAAGUACCUGAAUUCCAACCCGGUCAGCGGCCUUCUGGAAUAUGCCCGCGCCAACGGCUUUGCUGCUGAAUUCAAACUGAUCAAUCAGACCGGCCCUCCCCACGACCCAAAGUUUGUCUUCCAAGCUAAAGUGGGGGGGCGCUGGUUCCCGUCAGUAACAGCACACAGCAAAAAGCAGGGCAAACAGGAAGCAGCAGACGCAGCGCUCCGAGUCCUCAUUGGGGAGACCGAGAAAACUGAACAGACGGCCGAAGGGCUGGGCGUCACAGAGCUCCCGGUGAGCGGAAGCACCCUGCACGACCAGAUCGCCAUGCUCAGCCACCAGAGGUUCAACGCCCUCACGGCUCGCAUCCAGCACAGCUUGCUCGGGCGCAAGAUCCUGGCCGCCAUCAUCAUGAGACGGGGCCAGGAGGGGCUGGGGGUCGUGGUGAGCAUCGGAACAGGGAACCGCUGCGUGAAAGGGGAGGAGCUGAGCUUGAAAGGGGAAACGGUGAAUGACUGCCACGCGGAGAUCAUCUCCAGGAGAGGAUUCAUAAGGUUUCUGUACAGCGAGCUCAUGAAGUUCGACCCCUCGGCACCGGAGGACAGCAUCUUUCAGCCGGCGGUGGAUGGCAAACUGAAGAUCAAAGAUGACAUCACCUUUCACCUGUACAUCAGCACGGCGCCUUGUGGAGACGGUGCUCUCUUUGACAAAUCCUGCAGCGACCAGGCCAGCACAGCCGGGGAGGACCAGCACCAGCCCCUCUUUGAGAAUCCCAAGCAGGGGAAGUUGCGCACCAAGGUGGAAAAUGGAGAAGGCACCAUCCCGGUGGAGUCCAGCGACAUCGUGCCAACCUGGGAUGGCAUCCAGCAUGGCGAGCGCCUGCGCACCAUGUCCUGCAGUGACAAAAUCCUCCGCUGGAACGUGCUCGGCUUGCAAGGCGCCUUGCUGUCUCACUUCUUGGAGCCGGUCUAUCUUCGCUCAGUCACACUCGGUUAUUUGUACAGCCAAGGUCACUUGACCCGCGCCAUCUGCUGUCGUAUGUCCAGAGACGGCAGCACGUUUGAGACAGCACUUUCCGCACCCUAUUUUGUCAAUCACCCUGAGGUUGGCCGAGUCAGCGUCUACGACUCGGCGAGGCAGACAGGCAAGACCAAGGAGUCAAGCAUCAACUGGUGUCUCCCCGACAACGCCAGUGUUGAGGUGCUAGACGGCACGAAAGGCAAGGUGGAUGGGCCCAAACUGGAUGUUUCGCGAGUCUCCAAGCAGAACCUCUUUGCACUCUUCCGGUCGCUUUGUGCCAAGAUGGGUCGGGAAGACCUGCAGAACUUCGCCGUCUACUCGGAGGCCAAAGCAGGUGCCCUCACAUACCAGAGUGCCAAGCGCCAAUUCUUCUGGGCCCUGCAAGAGAUGGGGUACGGAAGCUGGAUCUGCAAACCUCAGGAGGAGAAGACCUUUGUUCUGCCAGAAGUUUAACAAGCUGCACAUUUCAUUUGAUUUUUUUUUUUUUUGUAAUUUUCUGCAGAUGUCGGGAAAAGGGAGGAUUUAUUUUUUAUUAUUUUAGAUUUUGGGUGGUGGUUGUCAUUUUUAACGGAACCAGGAAUGUUCACAUAGAGUUACAGGUUUCCGGAAACUGGCCAUUACUUCCAGUUUAAAUCAACAAGGCAUUUUAAUUCGGUUGGGAAGGCCAGGGGUCUUCCCCACUCCCUUUUAAUCCCCCCUCCCUUUUUCAGCAAAGAUUUGCAGAGACAUGAUCCAAAACGUUGUGCUCGAGGGAACAAGAGAUCCACCAGCAUUCCUUUCUCCCUCUCUCCACCCUGCAACUUUUCCUCCUUCCUUCCUUUUUCACUUUCUGGGGGGGGGGCAAAAAAAAAAAUCAUUGUUUGACCCUUUGUUUUCAAGCGGUGCAGUCGGUACACUGGUCACUUUGUGCUCACACAUUUGUUACUUUGCCACAAGAGCUCUGUUCUGUCCAGGUGGCUUCCGAAGAGCGCCGGGACGAUUUCCCAUCUGUUUAAGCGGAUCGGAUUGUUGAGGAACGUUUCGGCUUUUCUCCAAGUCUUUCGAGCGACGCCUCUGGGCCAAAGGACGGUGUCGAGAUCUGCCUGACCGGGUGGAUCCAAUCAAGCCGGGUGGAUCCAAUCUGCCUGACCGGGUGGAUCCGAGGUGGCCGUUCUGUGGUUAAGUCUUUCCCGCACAGCCCCACGUGAGCUGCACACUCAAUUCUCCCAGCAGAGCUUGGCUCCCAUUUCCCCUUCGGCCGGCAAGCAGCCUUGGGGGUUCGUCUUUUCCCUGAGCCCAGGCUUUGCAGAAAGGUGAUUUGGGAAGGCUCGGGGGGCCGGGGAGGCUGAAGCUACGUGCUUGGCGUGAAUGCGGGCUGAGGAAUGCUCCCUGCCAGCCAGCAGGAACCGAAAGAAGGGGUGGGAUUGCGCUGGGGGAAACCAGGGAGGUCUGGUGGUCAUCCCGAAAGACGGCAACCGCUUCGUGAUGCCUGCCAGUCGUGUGGCGUGUCUCUCAGGCAGGCAAGACCCAGCCCUCCAGCCAGAGAGGGAGAAUGUCUUACCUGGGUUCCAUCCCAUGGAUGUUGUCUUAAUGCAGAGAGGUUGGAGAAUGGGCAUUUCCUCCUCCAAGUCUGAACAGGCACAUGGCUGUUUGACAAGCUUGGAAGCGGGAGCGUGACCCUGUUCCAGAGCUCCCUGCAUUCAAAUGGGCAAUUUGGGAUGGGAGCGGGGGGGUGUAAUGUGGCCAAAUCACAUUCUCCCCCUCGGUCUUCCCUGCACAUAGCCAGCGUGGCCGUACGAAGGCUCUAGGCUAACGUAUGUGUAAAUUUAAAAUAGAGAAGAUAUUUAUGCAAGGUCCCUCCACGGUCUCCUUGGGUGCUGGCCCCCAAAAUUACUUUCUUGGGUGCUUUUCCCCUAAAGCAAAAAGGGAAAGUUGCCCCUGGUUAGAUAUUUUCUAAUACCUCUCUCCUUCCCUUCAGCCCUGCUUUGUGUUUCAUUCGGCCCUCGCUCUCAGUUGGCGUUGCUGGAAAUCCACUUUUCGUCAAAACAAAAACUGAAGCCUUCCAUUCCCAACAUUUUGCCCCCGUGGUUUGUUCCCCCUCCCCUUCAUUGUGAUAGUCCUCGCAAGGACACCAGCUCCAGAUUUGGCCCUUCUCCUCUUGUAACACAGGUUACUUCUCCCCCCACUUUUUUUAUUUGGCAAGUCGUUUCGUUCCCCCACUGGGUCCCCUCAUUUGACGGACAAGUCAUCGCAUUCCACCUGAAAUAAAGAGAUUUUCUGUAUCGGC